AUGCAGUCAAAAGAUUCAGAAUCCCCUUUGCAUAACUGUUCUGAAAUAAGCUCUGAGCCUUUUUCCAGUGAAACCCUCAUUUUUCCAAGUGCAGACCCUAGUUCUUCUCGUGAGGAUUGUGAAAAACAUUUAUACUCUGGCUUAAUGCAAUCUGAAGAAUUGGAAUCUCCUAUGAAUGAGAAUGACUGUUUUGAAGAAAAUUCUGAAUCAGCUGAAUCGAAUUCACCAGAUUCGCCUAGUAAAAAUAAUAAUUCUUCACUUGAUUCUAACCGAGGUUUUGGUAGCAAAGAAAAUUGUGAAAAAGGUGUAUAUCCAGGUUUAAUCAUGCAGUUAGAAGAAUCAGAAUCUACUAUGAAUGAGAAUGACGUUCCGGAAGAAAAUUCUGAAUCAGCCGAAUCAAAAUCGCCAAAUAAAGAUCCUAUUUCUUGUAAAGAUUCUAGUUCUUGUCUUGAUUGUUACAAAGGUUUUGAUAGUAAAGAGGAUUACGAAAAGCAUUUAUAUUCUGGUCUUUGUUUAGCUCAUUUAUCAAAACCUCCAAAUAACAAGUCAAAAAUCAUUUGCCAUAUAUGCCAAGAAAAAUUCAACACCGCAAGGGAGUUAGAUAAACAUUUGACUGUUAAGAAAUGCUAUAAACGGGAUUCAGAAACUGCUCCUGUAGUUGCCGAUGACCCUCGUGUUUGCUAUCUGUGUGGUGAAGGUUUUAGUGAUAUAAGCAACUUAGAAUUACAUCUAAAGAAACAUGCUGAUGGUCCCAUUUUUCCUUGUGAGGAAUGUGGAAGAAUAUUUACUAAAAAAGACUAUCUAAAAUCUCAUUCAGCUAUUCAUAAUGUUGAGAAGAACUUUGUUUGUGAUAAAUGUAACAAAUGCUUCUCUCAAAAUCGCUAUCUUAGGAGACAUUAUCGUCUUCACACGAAGGAGAAAUUAUUUUCUUGCAAUUUAUGUGGCAAGACUUAUAUUGAAAAGAGAAAUUUUGUUGCCCAUUAUAGAAUUCAUACUAACGAUCGCCCUUUUACGUGUGAAACGUGUGGUAGAUGUUUUAAUAAUAAAGUCAGUUUAACAACACAUUAUCUGACACACAUGGAUGAAAAGCCACAUGUAUGUGUAGUGUGUGAUAAGCGAUAUUUGUAUAAAAGUUCCUUAAGAUCUCAUUAUUUAACUCAUACAAGGGAAAAACCACAUGCUUGUGAUAUUUGUAACAGAAAGUUUAGUGAAAAAAAUAAUUUGCGUAGACAUUAUUUGCUUCAUACCAAUGUGAAACCACAUGUUUGUAAUAUAUGUGACAAAAGUUUUACUCAUUCUAAUAGCUUGAAAUCUCAUUAUAAUACACAUUUUGGUUCUGUGCCAAAUGAAUAUUCCAUUGAAUAUCAAGAAUAA
This is a messenger RNA of Parasteatoda tepidariorum (common house spider), 1374 nucleotides long. Its product is annotated as gastrula zinc finger protein XlCGF57.1-like. Lineage: Eukaryota; Metazoa; Arthropoda; Arachnida; Araneae; Theridiidae. The record is from RefSeq and is a predicted model, not a curated record.